Arabidopsis lyrata subsp. lyrata is the source of this 1434-nucleotide messenger RNA. Its product is annotated as F-box protein At2g21930. Lineage: Eukaryota; Viridiplantae; Streptophyta; Magnoliopsida; Brassicales; Brassicaceae. The transcript has 3 exons. The record is from RefSeq and is a predicted model, not a curated record. Gene Ontology annotation, molecular function: protein binding. Bases 1 to 1218 code for a protein of 405 amino acids.
AUGAAUCAACAACAAUCGACACCUUACGUUCUUAUCAUAGAAACACAGAAAGCUAAAAAGAAGAAGAUCUUUGAUGAUCUUGGAACAAUCGGAGGCAACUCAUAUCCGGUGGUUCCAGUUGAUCUCAUUCAAGAGAUAUUCAAAGGACUGCCUAUCAAAGUCCUAGCAAGGUUCCUUUGCGUAUCGAAAGAAUGUGCAUCUAUCAUUCGCAACCGAGAUUUCGUGAAAUCGUAUUUGAUGAAAUCCUCGAAUCGUCCGCAAAGUCUCAUCUUCACAUUUGAAGACAAGUGUUCCGGGAAGUAUUUUUUCUUCUCAUUGCUUCAGCCCCAAGAUCGAGGUGAACCAUCAUCAUCUUCCGUAGCGGUUUACCAUAUGAAAUGCCAUUCUCGACCGUACAAAACUUUUGUUCCUUCUGUUCACGGUUUGAUUUGUUAUGGACCUCCGUCUAAACUCAUGGUAUACAAUCCUUGCAUUAGACGAUCCAUUACUCUGCCCAAGAUUGAUUCUCUGAGGAUAGAUAUGUACCACUUCUUAGGUUAUGAUCCCAUCGAUGGUGUUUACAAAGUUUUGUGUAUGAUUGAAGGAAACCCUAUUGGUGGGAAAUUUGGUUUAGCUCAGGAGCUUCGGGUUUUGACACUGGGAAAAGAGAAUUCCUGGAGGUUGGUUGAAGAUUUUCCUCAACACUUUCUUGAUUCUCUUGAUGCUCCUGAUAUAUGUAUCAAUGGUGUUUCGUAUUAUAAGGUCUUGCUCGACACACAAGGUAAGAAUAAAGCAUUCAUGAGUUUUGAUGUCAGAUCGGAAAAAUUUGAUCUUAUCAAACGACCAGAGUUACCUGAAAGGUCUUUCUUGCCUCUAAAGCUUACAAGCUACGAGGGGAAGCUUGCACUCUUGUCCUCUUAUUCUCCUGAUUAUAGAAUUGAGUUGUGGGUUUUAGAGGAUGCCGCAAAACAUGAAUGGUCGAAGAAGUCUUAUUUUUUGCCUACAAUAAAUGGCGAGCUUCGCUAUGGUUUUUAUCCCUUUUGUGUUGUUGAUGAAGGUGAGCUUGUUUUGGCACCGCUAGGUGUGCGUACAGACCCAUUUUAUGUUCUAUAUUAUGAUCCAAAGAAAAAUUGUGUGAGAAGAGUAUACAUAGAAGGAAUCACAGAACUGAAUGAAAAUACAUAUCAUAGCAUAAUCUCUGUCUUCCCUGGUCAAGUUGAUAAUCUCAUGUGUCUCUAAAGACUGCUCGCUCUUAUCUCCAUUGAAAUGUUUCUCCUUCAGCUGUAGUUGUGUUCCAUCUAGUUACUUGGGAGGUUUGAUCUUUUGUCUUUUUUUUUGAGAGAGUUUGUUUGUAUUCAUACUCUCAGCUUUGUCAUGGUUUUGCUUAGUCUCUCUCUAUUUUGAACUUGUGUUUUGUUGUCUCAUCUUCUUUAAUUUUGUAAUUUUCCUUUUCAU